AACAGUAUACACAAGGAGACAGAGUUAUGGUCUAACUGAGGUCAUGGUAGCUUGGAGAAAAAGGGGAGGAGAAAAAAAACGCUGUACUGAUGCCAAGUCCAGGACACUUAAAUUAGAGGGGUAGCUAAGCAAGAAGGCAUGUUUCAGUUUUAGAGAGAGCUGCAAUUUUCAGACUUGACCUCAAGCAGUUGGCAUUAUAGCAUUGUCAGGUGGUGAACAUAAGUCUCAAGGUUACCAAAUGGGAAUAUAAAAGUCUACAUAGUUUGCCGACGUCCAACUUCGUGUCGUUUACUCAAAUCUCUGCUGAGCUGAGAAUUUACAUUUUCAUUCACUGCUGUCCCUAAAGUGCCACUCCGCCUCCAAAGGCACAGGUGGAGCAGCCAUGUCCACUGGCUCUGUUGCAAGUGAUGCUGAGGACUAUGAGACAUGCCACAGGAAGGCCGUCUCCUCUGUGGACAGGAGCGCACGGAAGAUUACCUGCUAUAAUCCCGAUCGAUAUUCGGAUGAGGAGUUGGAGGACGACGGUGUAGAGGAGAGGAUCAAGCACGAGCGCAAACUCUCCAAAGCGCACCAGAAGGAAGCGCGGCAGUUGCAGAGGAACGCGGCCAACGCCAGGGAGAGGGCGCGGAUGAGAGUGCUGAGCAAAGCGUUUUCAAGACUAAAAACCAGCCUGCCCUGGGUACCAGCUGACACCAAACUGUCCAAAUUGGACACGCUUCGACUCGCCUCGAGCUACAUCUCUCACCUGAGACAGCUUCUGCAGGACGACCGGUUCGGGAACAGUUUUGCGCACCCAGUCAACCUGACCUGGCCGUUUAUGAUGACAGGCCGACCAGAGGACAGCCAAGGCAUCACUGUAAGACUGACAGCAUAGGACUGUCUUCUUCAAACACCAGCUUUGGUUCUUGUAGAGCCUGCAGACAUUAUGAAACCCUCCUGGCCACUGGCCAUCUUUGGAAAACUGUCAGCAUGUGUGCAAAACAAUGACUUUGAACUCAACUUAGGAUUGUGUAUUUCAGAGCAUGUCAGUUAGAACAAUAAAGAUUCCUAAGUUUGUUGAAAUAUAGUUUUUUUUUGUGUGCAUGUUAAUUAGUAUGGUAUGUUUACACUGUGUGUAAGCUCAUUUCUGAUGGUUUUAAACUCUGGAUACGGCUUUUACAAACUUCAGUCUCACAACUUGCUUUGUCGUUGUAUUGACUUCUAAACAGUGUUACAGAUAUUUUGGUUGAUCACAAAACAUUGUUGAUACAGUGUACAGCUGUGCCUGAAGGUAGUAGCAGUUUUCCGUUUUUACUUAUCUGCAUGGAUUAACAGAACCUAGAGUGCAUUUCACAAAAUCACCUCACAACUCAAAGUCUGUUUUGCUACUUUGACUGUAUUGCCAUCACCGAGCUGAAAUGUACCGCAGGAUUCUUCUAUAUUGUAGGUCUACAGUAUUUAUUGCUUUUGUGAUAUGUUUGUCCUUUGAUAUUUUUGCAUUUCAGAUAAAAUGUGAUUAAUAAUGGUUGUCUUGGCUUCCUGUGUUAAAUUGAAAUCAAAAAUCAAAACAAUACCCUCAGUCAUUUAGCUUUUUCUUCAUGUAUUGAGACUGACUUGAAAUACACAAUAAAUAGAAUUCCUUGAAUAUUGAGAGUGUAAAUAUCUGUGGGGAUUGCAGCAACUACAUUCUGUGAAAAGCAGAUGCAAAAAUGUUUGAUAUUUGGGCCAUUCAUACAUGUAACCAAACACCAAGUGUGCCAUUUGGAAACUGUUUACAGAUCGAUAUUUAAUUAGAAAAC
Molecule: messenger RNA, 1778 nt
Organism: Etheostoma spectabile (orangethroat darter)
Lineage: Eukaryota; Metazoa; Chordata; Actinopteri; Perciformes; Percidae
Gene: msc
Product: musculin (activated B-cell factor-1)
Exons: 2
Coding region: 383-874 (163 amino acids)
Biological process (GO): developmental process; regulation of transcription by RNA polymerase II
Molecular function (GO): protein dimerization activity; DNA-binding transcription factor activity, RNA polymerase II-specific; RNA polymerase II transcription regulatory region sequence-specific DNA binding
Source: RefSeq, a predicted model, not a curated record